AUGGAGCAAAGCCCCUCUCUCACCAUCCUGCUGCUGGUACUGGGCCUCUCUCAGGCCCAAAUGGCUGUAGACAUCACUGAGAGAAUUCUGACCGCUAAUAACGGCUCUGAUGAGAUGCUGAUGGAGGGAGACCUGGUGGUACCAAGAACCAGAAACGCCAUGCAGUGCAUGCAAGGAGGAAACAGCUGCCUGUGGAAGAAAGCCUCUAGCGGAUACAUUGAAGUGCCCUACACAAUAGAAGACAGCAGAUUCACUCCCUCCGACAUGAAGGAGAUUGAGCACGCCGUCCAGUCGUUCCACAGCAAGACCUGCAUUCGCUUUGUGCCACGUGGCAACCAGAAAGACUACAUCAGCUUUGAGAGUUUGAGCGGCUGCUACUCUUCUCUCGGGAGAAUUGGAGGGAAACAGACGGUCUCUGUUAACAGCGUUGGCUGCAUGUUUCUCGGCAUCAUUCAGCACGAGACCCUCCACGCUCUGGGAUUCCAGCACGAACAAACCAGGAGCGACCGUGACCAGUACGUCACCAUCAACUGGAGUAACAUCGACUCUUACAUGGCCAAUAACUUCGAUAAACAAAACACCAACAACCUGAACACUCCCUAUGACUACAGCUCUGUCAUGCACUAUGGAAAAACAGCCUUCUCUAUCAACGGGAUGGACACCAUCACCCCCAUCCCCAACCCUGACGUGUCCAUCGGCCAGAGACAGGGGAUGUCCACCACUGACACCCUGAGGAUCAACAGACUCUACGGCUGCUGA
Molecule: messenger RNA, 759 nt
Organism: Oncorhynchus nerka (sockeye salmon)
Lineage: Eukaryota; Metazoa; Chordata; Actinopteri; Salmoniformes; Salmonidae
Product: hatching enzyme 1.2-like
Exons: 1
Coding region: 1-759 (252 amino acids)
Biological process (GO): proteolysis
Molecular function (GO): zinc ion binding; metalloendopeptidase activity
Source: RefSeq, a predicted model, not a curated record